Molecule: messenger RNA, 264 nt
Organism: Guillardia theta CCMP2712
Lineage: Eukaryota; Cryptophyceae; Pyrenomonadales; Geminigeraceae
Exons: 3
Coding region: 1-264 (87 amino acids)
Source: RefSeq, a predicted model, not a curated record
AUGUGGGGGCCAGUCAACGGCCUCGCCUACCCGAGGAGCGCAAGGGUGCGAGAGAGUUUCAGCGACGCCAUGCAAGAGCUGCAGGUCCCGACGCUCGAGACGUUCCCCCUCUCCGCUCCCAGGGCAGAUCAGACGCACGAUGGGCUGCACUACUUCGCGAUAAAUGCGCGGGAUGCGCAGCUGAGGAAGGGGAUGAAGCUGAUGUCUAACAUAGUCGGCCUCACGAUUCUUCAGCUCUUCCUCAACUACUUGUGCAACGAAUGA